Neomonachus schauinslandi (Hawaiian monk seal) is the source of this 1054-nucleotide messenger RNA. RefSeq names its product calpain-15-like. Lineage: Eukaryota; Metazoa; Chordata; Mammalia; Carnivora; Phocidae. Gene Ontology annotation, biological process: proteolysis. The record is from RefSeq and is a predicted model, not a curated record. The annotation marks the transcript as partial. The transcript has 3 exons. Gene Ontology annotation, molecular function: calcium-dependent cysteine-type endopeptidase activity. Gene Ontology annotation, cellular component: cytoplasm.
AACAGCGUGAACUUCGUGGACGACAGCUUCCCCCCGGGGCCUGAGUCGGUGGGCUUCCCUGCGGGUGACAGCGUCCAGCAGCGUGUGCGGCAAUGGCUGAGGCCCCACGAGAUCAACUGCUCCGUGUCCAGGGACCCCAGUGCCCCAUGGUCCGUGUUCCGCACUCUCCGGCCCUCGGACAUCCUGCAGGGGCUGCUGGGAAACUGCUGGUUCCUGAGCGCGCUGGCCGUGCUGGCUGAGCGGCCCGACCUGGUGGAGCGGGUGAUGGUGACACGCAGCCUAUGUGCCGAGGGCGCCUACCAGGUGCGGCUCUGCAAGGACGGCACGUGGACGACAGUGCUGGUGGACGACACGCUGCCCUGUGACGAGGCCGGCUUCCUCCUCUUCUCCCAGGCCCAGCGGAAGCAGCUGUGGGUGGCCCUCAUCGAGAAGGCGCUGGCCAAGCUGCACGGCUCCUACUUCGCCCUCCAGGCAGGGCGCGCCAUCGAAGGCCUGGCCACGCUCACCGGUGCUCCCUGUGAGAGCCUGGCGCUGCAGGUCAGCUCCACUAACCCCCGCGAGGAGCCCGUUGACACUGACCUCAUCUGGGCCAAAAUGCUGAGUUCUAAGGAGGCUGGGUAAGAGGGGCGGGUGCUGUGGUGGUCAGCGGCGUUGGGAGGAGCGGCGAGAUGAGGGGACAGCCAGGCCGGGGCUUGGCACGGUGGGAUGAGCAGGGCGCGUGCCCUCUGACCCACACCCUGCGUCCCCACUGUUGCCAGCAUCCCCCUUGCCGGGCCGGUGGUCCCGCCUGCUCGGGUGGUGGGGGGGGCAGGCAGGAGGCGGCUGCCCGUUGGCCUGUCCCUGCACCCCAUGCCGACCACCCCGGGUGGAGCCUGUGAUGAGCCUCAUCCGGAGCUGGGCCUGUGAUGACCAUCAGCGCCCGCUCGGAGCCGCAUGGAGAGAGCCCCACAGAGGCACCUGCUGGGAGUGGGGUUUGCCUUCCAGGACCUGGCACACACGGGCCAGUGUGUCUGUGGGAAGGGCCCAGAACCUUAAGCCUGGGAGAGAUGGCUCC